AGAAGUCACUUCUUUGAGAAAUGAAAGCCGCAACAACCAUUCCAAUUUAUUUUUAAAUUGAAUCUUUGGUGUCCACACGCAACAAGAGGGAUUGCUAUAUACACAACAUUAUUGUUAUUAUUGCAUAUUCCACUUGACUAAGAUAUUCCUAUUCCACAUGCUAGUGUAAUCUCUACCACCACUCCGUAUAGUGUGUGAAAGGAAACAAUAAGGUGAAUAUAUAUAGCAAAGUUUGUUUAUAAUGAAGCAAGGGAAGGAAGAAAGUGAUGUAGUUGGAUCAAGGACAAAGAGAGUGGUUCCAAGGCCGCCUCCUCCUCCUCCUCCGCUUCCAAAGUUCCGGGGAUUCACAAGACCUAGAGCAGAGGAGAGCGUGACGAACCGAGAAAUCGCGAGGUUUUGGAGGCAGAAGCGGAUCGAGGAGGAGGAUCAUCUCCUUGCUGCCAUCAAGGCAGCAGCAAGACUUCGAGCUCGAAAUCUCUCGGAGGAAGAUUAUCUGAACUUUGAAUUGUCCUUGAGGGAUGAGAGUGAUGAAGGUGACACCAAGAAAAAAAUGGUCAAAGGGGUAGCAGUGCCAAAUGAUUGCAGAAAACAAGGGAAAGACAAGGAAGUGCGUGUUGGAAUAAAGGACUGGUGGACGAAAAGCAAGUAUGCUUAUUUGAACCAACCAGCCAUAGAUUCCAUGGAUCCUUCCAAGAAACGAAUUUCAUCAACUUAUGUUCCCAAUUGUAUGUCUUACAAUCCCAAGGCUUUGUACCCUACAGCUAUUGGCGCAUUUUAAGCCAUAUAGGUGUCUUAAGAUGUAUUUCAAUGUGAUUAAUAUCAUCAUUAUUGAUGUAAUGGUAAUGUUUCGUUUGUUUUUUUAUUAAAAUGUCAACGUGUUCAUCUUUCAAUUCAUUUCUACUGUCUAGUGGUUUGAGAUUAGGAGAAAAGAAAACAAAAAAAGGAAAGAAUCUGGAAACUAUGUACAUGUAAAGUCAUUGUAUUGUUCCUCUUCCUGGUUAUUCACCAGUGAUUAUUGAAUGAUGAAGGUCUUGUUACUUA
Arachis stenosperma is the source of this 1041-nucleotide messenger RNA. RefSeq lists its product as uncharacterized. The record is from RefSeq and is a predicted model, not a curated record. The transcript has 4 exons. NCBI's taxonomy places the organism in Eukaryota, Viridiplantae, Streptophyta, Magnoliopsida, Fabales, Fabaceae. Bases 242 to 778 code for a protein of 178 amino acids.